Messenger RNA from Durusdinium trenchii, 2481 nucleotides. Lineage: Eukaryota; Dinophyceae; Suessiales; Symbiodiniaceae. The record is from the annotation of a GenBank genome assembly.
AUGGCAGACCCUGGGCCAGAUGAUGAUGUGGUGAUUGUGGAGGACUUCGAUGACUGUCCAGUGCGGAAAGCGCUGGUGGCGAAGUUGGCUUCUGCUCUGGAGAAACAUCCUGGCGGGCCUGCAUCCUACUUGGCUGCCCAUUUGCAGAAUGAUGGCGAGAAGCAGAACUUCGUGAACUGGCUAUGGAAAAGCUUUCCGGAACGUGAUGAUGUUUGCUAUCAUCACUCAGCAGACAUUCCAUGGGUCGCAGAACAACAGCUGGCGCAAACCCCCCCAGUGGCCAUUCACAUCGCUUGCUUUGGCUGGGAGGACGGCUGUGGCAUGAAGCCACCGCCGGGGAAAGAUUUGACAUUACAGCUGGUGGAAUGGUAUUUGAAGGAUGGGUUCAUCAGCUCUGGGGAAGUGCUUCUGGUGUCACAACCUCAGGCUUUGGCCGCAUCAAGUCUUACUGCCCCUUGGACUGGUGAUUUGAAGCCCUGCAGUGUGGGCUACAUCAAGGGCAGAGCUCGCAUGACAGCGCUGCUGGCAAUCCUUCACGUGAUCUAUAGUGAUGAAACAGGCAUGGAUUUGACUCCGUGCCAGAAGUUCAUGGAGAGUGUGAAUUUGAUAUGGGUACAACACCUCAGGCAGGCUACCAAGGAAGACGAAGUCCUGUGCAACCUGAAAAUGAGCUUGCGCGGUAGCCUGAGGAAAGCAGCUAACGUAGUGCAGAUGGCUUCGAUGGUGAGAAGACUCAUGCAGGAGGGCUCCACCGACUAUGGUUCCUUUGUGAGACGCUUCAAUUCCCAGACUGUCCCUGCCUACCAGAUCCGAGGCCGCAAGGCCACGGCUUUGAAGCUCCUCUUUGAAUCGGAUGUGCUGGAUGCUGUGCUGGACCACGUUGGAGCUCUGGGUUGGCCAGAUUGCGCGUGGACGGAGGAGAACCUUAGCAGCAAGCGCCUUUUUCCAGGGCACCAGUUCCCAUCAAGAUCGAGGAAGUGGAUGGCCAGACUCAAGGUUUCUGAUGAUUCUCUUCGGCUGAUGGCCACAAGGGUGCAUUGGGUGAGGGAAAAAGCUCACCAGGCGAACCUUGGCAAGGGUAAGAUGGAUGGUGCUUCGAUGGAAGCAGUGGCGGAGAAGGCAGCCGCCUUGCAUGCUUUGGCUUUGGAGUUUUGCAGCGAGCACCCUGUUCCACUCGAGACUGUCAAGCAGCGUGUUUUGACUGAAUGGUCUCAGGGGUGUGAGCGCAUUGAUUGCGAGAUCUCUGCCGCCUUGUUGGAGAAGUCCGAUAGUUUCCAGAUAGCUCAGCAGAUGCCUUGCUUCAAAAGUCUGCUGGAGGAUUCAUUGUUCAGGACUCCAGUCAGUUCUGCUCAGGAGUUGGAUUUGCGCGAUGCCUUGAAGAAGGACGAAUAUGACCAUUUGAUCAAGAAGAUGGACUACGAUCAGAAGGUCUUUGAAAUCUGGAGACAAAAAUGUACUUCAGUGAGCGCAGCCAGGACACAUGCCCGCCAGGAGCAUUUAGUGUCUCAGCACCGCCAGCUGCAGGAAUCAGCCGAGCACUUCGUGGAGGGAUGCGUGCGCCUGCUGUGCUGGGAAAAUUCCAAGGGAUCUGACACCUUGCUGCCGCAGAUCCUGGCCUUCAGGAUGGAAGUGAUGAAGAAGCUCCGAAACAGUGGCAUUGUUGCAGAAGUGCCGACCGUGGUUCUCAUGAAUUGGACGGCGCCAUGCUUGCUGCCAAGUGCCAGGCAACGGGAUCACAGCAACGUGCUGGCCUGGGCGUUGCAUGACAACGUCAACAGUGUGGGCGUUGUUUUCUCCCCGACGUUCAGCUACAACAGGGGGAAGACCUUUCUCGAAGAACACACCGGCUACGAGAUGCUGCUCCAGGGUGGCCAUAACCUGGACCACCAGUUUUCCCUCAUCUUCAGUGACCGGUGCGAUCAAAGAGAUUCACGCCCACUUGUCUACCCUGCAAGGUUUGCUUUUCCAGGCCAUGUUGUCGACCUGUCCAAGAGCAAUGCUUUCUUCGCCUCGGAACUGCGCAAGUCAGGGCGCACAGAUGCCGUGAAGCAAUUGCCUGCCAAGGAGCUCAAAGAAAUGGAGGAUAUGGCAGAUGAUUCAUUGCCAAGCUCGACUUCCGCGAACUUUGUUUCAGGGGCUGCGAAACAUUGCCAGAUGGGGCAACCAGCAGCGGAGGAGAUCUUGAAGAAGUUGUUUGCUGGCACAGAGUUCGAGAAUGCCCCUGCAAUCCUCAUUUUGGACCUAUUUCCAAGGGUGGGUGAUUUUUGCCAUGCUUUUUGCAAGCUGCGGUCAAACACCAAUGUGGGGGCACAGCUCUUCUAUGUUGGGGUAGCUGAAAAAGCCAAAGAUCAGGAAUGGCUGCGCGCAAGCCUUUUGGAUGAGCUGGUGGAAAAGCUCAAGCAAGGCCAGUUUCAAAUCCCUGGCGCACGGCCCUUCCAGCAUGAUGUUCCAGGUGAUCUCCUUGAAGCGCUUCCAGCUUGA